Messenger RNA from Desarmillaria tabescens, 1836 nucleotides. RefSeq names its product nucleoporin complex subunit 54-domain-containing protein. The transcript has 6 exons. Gene Ontology annotation, biological process: protein localization to nuclear inner membrane; nuclear pore organization; NLS-bearing protein import into nucleus. Lineage: Eukaryota; Fungi; Basidiomycota; Agaricomycetes; Agaricales; Physalacriaceae. Gene Ontology annotation, molecular function: structural constituent of nuclear pore. The coding region runs from base 118 to 1815 and encodes 565 amino acids. Gene Ontology annotation, cellular component: nuclear pore central transport channel; nuclear pore. The record is from RefSeq and is a predicted model, not a curated record.
GUAACGCGUUUCUGCUCUGCUCUUGUCUCUUCCUCCAAAGUGGAUUUUCUUCUCUUUAUCGGGGAAUCUUACGUUUUUUGGAGACUAUCGUGAAGCGGCCCUUAUUCCCCUUCCACCAUGUCAUUAUUCGGCGCUACCAACACAACCACUCCGGCCGGAGGGAAUCUUUUUGGGUCGAAUGCUCAGCAGCAACCAGCCGCAACGGGCGGAGGACUUUUUGGAGGCAAUUCCACCCAGACACAGACAGCCACUCCCUCAUUGUUCGGUUCUACCAAUACAGGUAGCAGCGCUUUCGGCCAAAAUACUGCCUCCAACACGAACACUGGCUCAUCGAUAUUUGGAAGUACCGCAACGCAACCACAGACGAACCAGAAUAGCGCGUUCGCUUUGAAACCCAGCGUGUUUGGUCAGACAGGAACUGGGACAACGGUAUCGCAACCGGCCCAAUCAACGAGCAGUUUCUUCUCGACACCACCAGCUGGGCAGCAGAACCAGCAGAAUCAGCAGGCUAAACCAAACUUAUUCAAUACAACGAACCCUUCAUUCGGUGGUACCAGCACGUCAACAGGGACGAAUCCACUGUUUGGAUCAUCCACUACGAGUCCCAAUACCAAUACUACCACCACUAACGCAAACCCUCUGUUUGGCUCAACAUCAACCAAUACAACCACCCAAAAUCCUCUUUUUGGUUCCACAACGAAUACCAACACUGUGAAUCCCAUGUUUGGCUCGUCGAGCACCACCUCAGCUCCCACAACUAAUACCAACAUCUUCGGUACUACCUCGACGUCGACUAACCCCAUGUUUGGCUCAUCUACAAACACGACUUUGGGCAAUAGCACCUUGGGCACAAGUGCACUUGGAGGAAGUACACUUGGAACCAAUGCAUUUGGUGCACGACCUCAGCUGCAGUCAACCCUAGGAGCCAACAGUCUCCUUAAAAGCACGGCCCCUGCUUCCCAGCAACAACUCGUCGACGCACAAACCCAAUUUGCCAAACUAUCACAAAAGAUAGAAUCGAUCGCCAACGCGUGGAACCCAAGCUCCCCCCAAUGUCGUUUCCAGCACUAUUUCUACAAUCUCGUCGAGCCCAAUCAAGUUAACAUGUACGGUCGUCCUCCGAACGCCACCAAUGACGCGUUGUGGCAAAAAGCCGUCCAAGAAAAUCCUGAUCCAUCUUGUCUUGUGCCGGUCAUUGCAAACGGUUUUGAUGAUCUACGGCAACGUGUAGAUGGCCAAUCAGAGCAAGCUACAGCGCACAAGGGAAACAUCAAGGAUCUACAAAAGCGCCUUGCCGAUCUCCAAACCCAGCAUUCUACCAACACCAUCUCGCGUCUUGCACGAUUCUCACAAACUCAAAUACAGCUCGCGCAGCGGAUAAUGGCGCUGGUACAGCACCUGCAUCUCCUUAUUCCGACUGUACGGUCAUCUGCGAUACGACCGGAGGAAGAAGAGUUAUUUGCCAAAAUAGAAUCAAUAGAGGAAGAAGUAAGGGGAGGGAAAGGAAAGAUGAAAGCUAAGCUUGACGAGUUGUGGGCGGUGUUCGGCGCUCUUAAAGCAAGAGAGGAAGGUAUUCGGGAGCGAAGGAACGCUGGCGACUGGAAGGUCGAUGAGGAAGGGCUGGCUAGGAUUGCUCAAAUCCUGUCAGAGCAACAGAAUGGUCUAGCAUAUCUCACCACGAUCUUGCAGAAGAAUCUGAAGGAUCUUGGCGUCAUCAUGGGGACGGGACCGACUAUUACUGCGGGUGAUGACUCGAUGGAAGGUGAAAAUUUAUGGACGUCAACUAGUACACUCAGAGCAAGCACACUGCGCUGAUUAUCUUCACUGUCGUUGCCU